Messenger RNA from Kalmanozyma brasiliensis GHG001, 2526 nucleotides. Its product is annotated as Formin, GTPase-binding domain protein. Gene Ontology annotation, biological process: actin cytoskeleton organization. Gene Ontology annotation, molecular function: actin binding; small GTPase binding. Lineage: Eukaryota; Fungi; Basidiomycota; Ustilaginomycetes; Ustilaginales. Bases 1 to 2526 code for a protein of 841 amino acids. The transcript has a single exon. The record is from RefSeq and is a predicted model, not a curated record.
AUGGCCGCCGCCGCUACUGCCACCGAUUCCAGUCGCAUUCGACCUGGACAGUACUCUCGUCAGCACUCGGCCCUCUCUUCCUCAUCCGACCCUCACAGCUGCAAAGAAAAUGAUCCUCGAGCACACCAGCAGCACCAGCGGGGAAGGUCGACUGGCACUCCCUCUUUAGCACAGCCUUUGCCUAUAGAUUCUAAAUAUCGUCUUCGCGGCAACUCUUCUGACGACGUCGACAGCAGAGCGUCUCGCUCCAAGCUCAGCUCUUCCUCCAGCCCAAAGAAGGAACUGCGCAGCCGCAGUCGAAGCCGAAGCAGGCUCUUUGGCAAAGACAAGACCGAUACGCUCAACCGAGAAGCUGCUCCAGCUCAGUCGUACGCAGACACACGCACGCCCGAGCAGAUCGACUCCGACUUUGUCGACCUCCUCGACGAGCUCCAGGUGCAGCCAGACCUGCGUCAGAAGCUUCUUGGCCUCAACCCUACCGUCAAAGCGUCCAUGCUCCAGGGUCAAGCCACUCUGAGCCUGGCUGCUUUUGGUCUGGACACCUUGUCCUCUUCACCCGCAAAGUCGACCCGCAUGCCCAUUCCUGACCUCCUCAAGAAUCGACCAGCGAGUCGUCCAGGAUCGGUUCUCUUGCCUUCCUCUCCACGACCGGAUCAGCCCUCCACUUUGAACCACUCUGGCGACUCUGACGAGCUGAUGGCGGCCCCCAACACAGCCCAGCUGUUCGGGUCCGGGCCCCCUCGACAGGCCUCUUCUGGCUCAGCCAACUCCGGCUCAUCAGGCUCUGGACACACCAAGCAGCCUUCCAACGGCUCGCGCAUCGGCAUCCGUGACGCGUUCAAAAAGUCGAAUCCCAACUUGGGCCAGGGAGGAUCGUUCAUUUCUCUCGCUGCAUCCACCGCUGGCGGUACCAGCAGCGUGACUUCCACCGCACGACCUCGAUCCAUGUCCUUCGGCAAAGAGUUCGCAGCUUCCUUCGGCAAGGAGACUCCCGAGAGCUUUGCUACCAUGCUCAAGUGCACCGAUGCGAGCAGGAUCGACGUCGCCCGCGUCAAACGCAUGCGUGCCGUCUUGGCGGCAGAAUCCCCGAUCUGGAUCUCGACCUUCAUCGGUGCCGAGUGCGGCGGCUACGAUGCGAUGCUUGCUCGGCUCGAUGAGCUGCUGGCGAUGGAAUGGCGAGAGGAACAGCACGACGACAUGCUCCUUCAUGAGCUACUCCGCUGCUUUGUAGCGCUGAGCACUACCGAAGUCGGUCGCAACGCACUCGCCUCCCAGGCCCCUCGACCCUUCCGUCAACUGGCCGACCUGCUUUUCUCCGAGAAGAAACCUGGCGACCUCGGCACGCGCAAGCUUAUGAUCGAGCUCCUCUCCAUCCUUCUCGACCUUCAGCUUCCUGCCUCGCACUCUCAUUCCCACUCUUCGCUCAACUACCUCAUUGAGCUCCUUCAAAACCCGUCCGAUCCGGCCAAGGACUCGGUGGUCGACUUUAUCAAGCAGACCCAUGCUCCGCGUCCAUUCAAGGCCUACGUCGUCGAAAUCUCGUGCGUUUGCCGCGACUACUUCUGGAUCUUCUGCCAUUCGCAGAACUUCUACUGGCGCUUCGACGAGUUGUCGGACAAGAUCGACAGCAUCAAAGGCCCGAAAGUCCCAGGCGGAAUGACGGGUGGCGUCGAGUUCGAGGCGAUGGCCUACCUCACCGUGCACCUACGACUCAUCAACGCGGUGGCCAACGUGCUGGGUCAGAUUAAGUCGCACCAGCUUCCGCGACCCGCCAUGACGGCGGCGGAGUUCCACAGCAGUAUGUUUGCGUCUGGCCUCGAACGCGUGCUGGUGACGCUCAGGAAGGCCUCCCAGCACUACUACCCCACGACGCAUCUCGAAUUGGCAAGGUACCUGAGCCUAGCCCAGCAGGCAGGAUUUGCGUUGCCGUAUCACCUGACGGACUGGCUAGAGAGUCCCAAGCUCAAGCCUGCACCGCUGUUGCCGCCGCUGGAACUGCCACACUUGCACGCGCCUUCGACGAGCCAAGCCCUAGCUCCAUCCGCCAUCCCCACAGGGGGAGCGCCGGCGGGAUACGGUCUCGCAGGCGCAUUCAUCACGCCGUCUACUCCAGCACGAGGGUCCUCCGCCGUGCCAACCAGCCCGAUCGCCAACACGCCUAGGUCCGCCAUCCGAUCGCCCCCCGCCGCACCGCGCACGGCUUCGCGGUCACCCGACAAGUCAUCCCGCAAGCCAGACACCGACUCUUGGGACUUCACCACCUCCGACGACACCGCGCGACGAGUCGAAACAGUCCCCUUUGACCGCCUCAACUCCCAGUUCUCCCUGACCGAAGAAGAUCCGGCGGUAGGCAUGCCCUCCUCGUCCACCUCGCGCCGCAUCUUCGGCCUCACCGAGGCGAUCACGCAGGAUCUCACGCCGGCCAGAUUCGUCCAGAAGGCAGGAGGCAACGUGGUUGGUUCGGCGGUGCAGAUGUGGGAGAGCAGGAGCGUUGCGCAGCGGUCGCCGCAGAAGGGUCAGCGAUGA